Molecule: messenger RNA, 1194 nt
Organism: Caenorhabditis remanei
Lineage: Eukaryota; Metazoa; Nematoda; Chromadorea; Rhabditida; Rhabditidae
Exons: 2
Coding region: 1-1194 (397 amino acids)
Source: RefSeq, a predicted model, not a curated record
AUGUGCACCAAUGAGGUUUGCUACCGACAUCAAUUGAAAAUGCGCAAUGAAGAGCGAGAACACAUGAAGAGAAUAGAAGUCCUCGAAUAUGAGCAGCGAGAACUCAUUACUCAACUGGAGGCUGGAAGAUCUAAGAUUCGACAACGCGAGGAACAACUUGACCAAGCGAAUGCGUCUAUCGGGAGUUACAAGAAUGCAAUCGCUCUCAGUCAGGAAGAAAUGGCUAAGGAGAGGAUGGAGUUUAAGAAAUCCUAUGAUAAAGAGGCACAAAGGAAUCAGGAGCUCAAAGAGCAACAUGUCAAAGAGAUCAAGGAGCUGGAGAGCAAACUGGAGGUUGCAAGUCAAGAAGUAAGAGAGCUCCACGGGCAACAUGCCAUUGAGAUGACUAAGAAAGACUUGGUGAUCCAUGAGCUGGAGAGCGAGCUGCUGGCUAGUCAGGAGGAGAGCGCCAGGAAGAUUCAGGAGCUCCAGGAGCAACAUGUCAAGGACAUCGGUGGCAAGGAUCUUAAAGUAUGUACAUUGGAACUCGAGUUAUCAGCUGUUCAGAAGAAAAGUUGUGAGAAGAUUCAGGAGCUCCAGGAGCAACUUGAAAAAAAGCUCAGCGGGAAGGAUCUAGAAAUCCAACAACUGGAGAUCAAGUUAGCAGCUGCCAGGAAAGAGAAGAUUCGGGAGGAACUUACUCCCCUGGAAAUCCAAAAGUUCGUUGCCCAGGAGCAGGCGUCUGUAAAAGAUACGUAUCAGAUGAUGCCAAGCCACAUUACGAUACCUCAAGGGAACUUGCAAGAGAAGAACUCCGAAGAGCCCACUCAACUCGACGUUGAGCUCGGCAAGCUUUAUAUGGAGCUCCAAGAAGCCAAGAAGCCACAGGAGGCUCUCAUGGCUCAGUUGGCUGCUAAAAACAAGGAAAUCGAGUAUCUCACAAAACAACAUGAGGUGAAGCUGGCUGCUAAGGACCAAGAGAUCACCGAUGUCCGUGAGCAACAUAUAGCGAAGCUAGCCGCUAAGGAUUCAGAGAUCCAAAGAUUGACGGAGAUGAUUCAGGAUGGGGAUGAGAAGAAUGAGAACCUGCAGGAGAUCAUCUACAAACUUCAAAAGAUGAUGGAUGCGAAGGAUCGGGAGAUUAGAGCAACGAAGGAAAGAGUUGUCGAAUUGGAGGCGGAGCUUGAAAACGGUCGUGACGGACAAUCGGAAUAA